CUCCGCGUCGAGGCGAGGGCGACCCGCGCGGGUGCUGGUGCCAGAAGAAAAGAAUGAUUGACGGGAAACAGACAUCAGCCUGUAGACUCUCACCCCUUUGCUUCAGAUACCGAUUUAUCAGUGCAUCUGGGCAUCCCCUGUGAGCCGUGAACACGGAGGAUCACUCAGGGUUAUCGACAGUGUAGCUGAAGACCCACAACUUCACAAAUUAUUAUCUACUGUUGGACAUCUUUUGCAAGAAGCCCUGACAAAUAAGUUAUAAGACAAAGGACACGCUCUACAUUGUUGUGAAAGGCCGUCACUGGGGUCUGUGUGGCUUCUACCAAAGUCUUCAACUUAGUAAAACAAACGCUGUAUCCUAAUGCCUCACAUUUGAAUUGGAACCUAUUUUAUAAAAUAUAUACAUGCAUAUGUACAUAUAUCUAUAAUCUAUAGACUGAACGUACGUCAAUACUGAGCAUCUUUACGAAGGUGACCUAAAAGGAUUUAGAGAUGUAUUUGUCAAGAUUUCUGUCACUUCACGCCCUCUGGGUCACUGUAUCUUCUGUGAUGCAGCAUUAUCCUUCCGUGUGGGGACAUUAUGACGUGUGUAAGACCCAAAUUUACACAGAAGAAGGAAAAGUAUGGGAUUACAUGGCCUGCCAGCCAGAAGCCAGAGACAUGAUCAAAUACGUAAGAGUGACUCUGGAUCCCCCAGAUAUAACAUGUGGAGAUCCUCCUGAGACUUUCUGUGCAAUGGGGAACCCCUACAUGUGCAAUAAUGAAUGUGAUGCAAGUACCCAAGAACUGGCUCAUCCUCCAGAAUUGAUGUUUGAUCUUGAAGGAAGACAUCCAUCCACAUUUUGGCAGUCCACAACUUGGAAGGAUUAUCCAAAGCCUCUUCAUGUUAAUAUUACACUCUCCUGGAACAAAACCAUUGAGCUGACAGAUAACAUAGUUAUCACUUUUGAAUCUGGCCGUCCAGACCAAAUGAUCCUGGAGAAAUCCCUCGACUAUGGACGAACAUGGCAGCCCUACCAGUAUUAUGCCACAGACUGUUUAGAUGCUUUCCACAUGGAUCCAAAAUCAGUGAGGGAUUUAUCACAGCAUACAGUCCUAGAAAUCAUUUGCACGGAAGAAUACUCUACUGGAUAUAUGACAAACAGUAAAAUAAUCCACUUUGAAAUCAAAGAUAGAUUUGCUUUUUUUGCUGGACCUCGGCUUCAUAAUAUGGCUUCUCUUUAUGGCCAGCUUGACACAACCAAGAAAUUAAGAGAUUUCUUUACCAUCACAGAUCUGAGGAUAAGAUUGCUUAGACCAGCAACUGGAGAAAUAUAUGUAGAUGAGCAACACCUGGCACGGUACUUUUAUGCCAUCUCAGACAUAAGGGUAUAUGGAAGGUGUAAGUGCAACCUUCACGCUACUGGCUGUAAAGAAGAAAACAAAAGACUACUAUGUGAAUGUGAGCAUAACACAACUGGCCCAGACUGUGGAAAAUGCAAGAAGAAUUACCAGGGCCGACCAUGGAGCCCUGGUUCUUAUCUGCCUAUACCUAAGGGCACUGCUAAUAUCUGCAUACCCAGUAUUUCCAGUAUUGGUAAUCCUCCAAAGUUUGAUAGGAUAUGGCCGAAUAUUUCUUCUCUUGAGGUUUCUAAACCAAAUCAAGUUGCUCCCAAAUUAUCUAUGACAACUGUUUCUUCUGUUCAAGUUGCAAACCACAAGAGAGACUGUGAAUGCUUCGGGCACUCCAACCGGUGCAGUUACAUCGAGCUGCUCAAUACGGUCAUUUGCGUGAGCUGUAAGCACAACACUAGAGGUCAGCACUGUGAGUUAUGCAGGCUGGGCUACUUCAGAAAUGCUUCUGCAGAGCUGGACGAUGAAAAUGUGUGCAUAGACUGUUAUUGUAACCCUUUUGGUUCAGUCCAUGAUCGCUGUAAUGACAGAGGAUUUUGUGAGUGUAAGGAGGGAGCAUCAGGGCCUAAAUGUGAUAAAUGUCUGCCGGGAUAUAUCUGGCACAGCUUGGGCUGUCAACCAAAUGUGUGCGACAAUGAGCUCCUGCACUGCCAGAAUGGAGGGACAUGCAUCAACAACGUGCGGUGCCAGUGCCCUCCAGCCUACACUGGCAUCUUAUGUGAGAAGCUUAAGUGUGAACGAGAUCCAGGAGGCUGCAGCCAAAGCUCCACCCAGGGGGCGAUAUCCCACAGUCCCUUAUUACUGCUGAUGGCCCUACUAGGAGCAGCCAGACUUCACAUGUGCUAGGCUUUGUUUGGUCGAUGGCAUUGUAUUUGGACUGCUUCAAAAGAACAUGCCACAUGAAAACAAAACAAAAUCCAAGUGUUUGCUACUGAAAUCUCAAAAAGGAAAAAGAAUGAAAAAAAUAACACAUACAAACUUGGAAGGCCUAACUGAACUAAGCCAUAUUAAUCAGUUAUGGACGGCACUCUGAGUCAAGACUGCUCACCACAACCGGAGAUGGGCUGGCAGCUCCUGCUCUGCCCAAUCAGUGCUGGCUGCCAGGCUCACAGAGGACAAACAGCUUGGACAGCCCCAAAACGGGAAGGGAAACGAAAAACAUUUGCUACUCCUCUCUGGUGCGCUGCUGUACCUCCGCCCAGUGUGUGGACCAACCAAAUAAAGGCAUUCUUUGCUGUCAGUGCAUUGUGGGUAUAAGGAAAUCUGUAAAAGCUGCCAUAUUGGCCUGCUUCAGUCCCCGAAUCCUCUCCAACCUGUGCUUUAGUGAACGUUGCUCUGUAACCCUUGUUGGUUGAAAGAUUUCUUUGUCUGAUGUUAGUGAUGCACAUGUGUAACAGCCCCCUCAAUAAAACUCAAGCCAGUCAUAUCCUUGUAUACCUUAGCAGCACCGCAUCAGUACGAUGCCGUGUUCACCUACUGUACAAGAGUGGCUAUAGGACAAAAAGUGUAUUUAUCCUUUUGUAUUCAAAUGAAGUUAUUUUUCUUGAAAUAAUGUACAAUGUAGAUUUUUUGUAUUAUUGCCUAUUUGUGUUACCAGACAAUUUGUUAAUGUAUUUAAUUCUAAUCAGAUAAGAGAAAAAUUACUUUUUAUUUAGUCCUUUGCUUUUACCUUUCAUUUAAUUGUGCAGAGAUUUCUCUGUAUGGGCAACGUGCUGGCAUCAAAGAAUAUCAGUUUACAUAUAUAACGAGUGUAAUAAGAUUCCACCAAAGGACAUUCUAUAUGUUUUCUUGUUGCUUUAACACUGAAAGAUUUCCAAGAAUAAAAAU
Centrocercus urophasianus (Greater sage-grouse) is the source of this 3219-nucleotide messenger RNA. RefSeq names its product netrin G1 (gene NTNG1). The transcript is spliced from 10 exons. The record is from RefSeq and is a predicted model, not a curated record. NCBI's taxonomy places the organism in Eukaryota, Metazoa, Chordata, Aves, Galliformes, Phasianidae. Gene Ontology annotation, molecular function: cell-cell adhesion mediator activity. Bases 493 to 2238 code for a protein of 581 amino acids.